Molecule: messenger RNA, 2934 nt
Organism: Magnolia sinica
Lineage: Eukaryota; Viridiplantae; Streptophyta; Magnoliopsida; Magnoliales; Magnoliaceae
Product: pentatricopeptide repeat-containing protein At5g67570, chloroplastic
Exons: 9
Coding region: 28-2664 (878 amino acids)
Biological process (GO): chloroplast organization
Cellular component (GO): chloroplast
Molecular function (GO): protein binding
Source: RefSeq, a predicted model, not a curated record
CUUCUAACCAUCUCCCAACGUUCGGCCAUGGAAGCUUCAAUCCGACCUCAUACACACCCCAUCCUCUCAUCUCAAAAUCCGUUAUCUUCCCAUCCAAACACCCAAAAAAUCAAACGCAGACUCCUCCAAAAGGGCGUAUUCCCCACCCCCAAAAUCAUCCACACCGUUCGGAAGAAGGAAACCCUAAAAUCAAUCCGUAGAUCGAAGCGCCUCGUCUCCGGUCAAGCCCCACUCUCCGAAUCCCAGAAGCGGACAUUGGAAGAGGAAUCCUACUUCCAGACGAUAUCCAAGGAGUAUCGGACGGUCAGGAAGGCGCUGGGGUCCAGACAGAGGGAUGGGGUUCCGACGGUCGGGAUGCCGUGGGAGGGGGUGAAGGGGGUGGAGUUGAGAGAGAUUGCAAGUGGGAAUGGGGAGUAUGGAGGGGAUAAGGUAAGGAGAGAGGGUUUGGUGGAGCUGAGAGAGAUGAUCCGAGAGCGGAAAUGGGAGGAUUUGAGGUGGGUUUUGGAGGUGGAUGGUGGUGAUUUGGAAGAGGGAGGUUUGCAGGGGGAGGUGGAGAGAGGAGAGGGUUUUCGGGCGAGAAAGGGAGGGAGGGAUGACGAUGAUGCAAUUAGAUUGCUUGUUGAGAGGCUUGGCACUUCCAACCUUAGCAUGCGGGACUGGAAAUUCUCUAGGUUGAUGAAUCAAUCAGGGAUACAGUUUACUGAAAGACAUUUGCUUAAAAUAGUUGGAGGACUUGGGACUCUUGGCCACUGGAGACACGCAUUAUCUGUUGUGGAAUGGGUGUACAAUGCCAAGGAUUAUAAGCAUUAUAAAAGCAGGUUUGUAUAUACAAAACUCUUAGCAGUUCUUGGGAAGGCAAGGAGGCCCGGCGAAGCUCUCUGCAUUUUCAAUACGAUGCGGGGAGACCGCCAGAUAUAUCCUGACAUGCCUGCUUACCAUAGUAUUGCUGUUACACUUGGUCAAGCUGGUCUUGUGAAAGAAUUGGUAGGCAUUAUUGAAUGCAUGAAGCAGAAACCGUCAAAGAAAAUUAAGAAUAUGUGUCGGAAAAACUGGGACCCAUGCUUGGAACCUGACUUGGUCGUAUUCAACGCCGUGCUGAAUGCUUGCGUGCCAUGCAAGCAGUGGAAGGGAGUCUCUUGGGUGCUGGAGCAGAUGAGGCAUAGUGGUCUGAAACCUAAUGGAGCAACUUAUGGACUUGCAAUGGAGGUCAUGCUGAGAUCAGGGAAGUACGAUCUUGUCCACAAGUUCUUUGGGAAGAUGAGAAGAAGUGGGUUAGCUCUGAAAGCCAUUACAUACAAAGUUCUUGUAAGAGCCUUCUGGGAAGAAGGCAAAGUCAAUGAGGCUGUUGAAGCAGUCAGGGAUAUGGAACAGAGAGGAGUAGUAGGAACAGCUAGUGUUUAUUAUGAAUUAGCAUGUUGCCUUUGCUACCAUGGGAGGUGGCAGGAAGCUAUUGUGCAGGUUGAGAAGCUGAAAAGUGUUCCUCAUACUAAACCAUUGGAGGUAGCAUUCACUGGCAUGAUUCAAUCUUGCAUGGAUGGCGGGCAUGUGAAUGAUUGCAUCUCUAUUUUUGAACACAUGAAAGAUCAUUGUACUCCUAACAUUGGAACCAUAAAUGCCAUGUUGAAAGUUUACAGCCACAAUGACAUGUUCACAAAAGCUAAAGAACUGUUUGAAGAGACCAAGAAAGCAAACUCUGGAUGUAUGACCUACCCUUGUGUUGGUACUUCCCUUACUCCUGAUGCAUAUUCUUACAGCUCAAUGCUCGAGGCAUCGGCUAGGGCCCACCAAUGGGAAUUCUUCGAGCAUGUAUACAAGGAGAUGGCUCUCUGUGGCUACCAGAUAGAUCAAAACAAGCAUGCCUGGGUACUCGUAGAUGCAUCCAAAGCUGGAAAGUGGCAUUUACUAGAGCAUGCGUUUGACGCAAUUUUGGAAGCAGGUGAAAUCCCUCAUCGAUCACUUUUCAUAGAAAUGAUAUGCCAGAACAUAGCUCAACACAACUAUGAAAGAGCGGUUACCCUCAUCAACGGCAUGGCUCAUACCUCACUGCAAGUCAGUGAAAAGCAAUGGACGGACAUUUUCAACAGAAGUCGAGACCGGAUCGGUGAAGACGACUUGCAGAAUCUCUUAAGCUUUAUUCGUGGUAGUGAUACCAUGACAGAAGCCAUUGCCUGUAACUUGUUAACAUCAUUGGAGUACCUUUGCAGAUCAAGAUCACUGAAAGAUUACGAGACUACGAGUGGAAAGAUGCUGCAUCUUUUGACUGAUGCAGUGGAUGGGAACCAUAUUUCUAAUGGGAAUCUAUCAGAUGAAGAUCAUGACCUUGAACCAAGCCCCUUCUUAGUUUAUCAUACCAAUGACAGCGAUGAUGAUGAUGAUAGCGACGGUGAUGAUUUGGGUUCUGACCCAGUAACUCAUGCCAGCAAUGAAAGCCAAACCUCUAGCCUAUCUGUUGAAUCUGGCAUACCAGCUGGUUAUGUUGAUGAUAGCAACUCAGAGCCCAUCCAUCAUGGCCAGUUGCAGAAUGACAUUAACAACACAACAGUCGACUUGCUAACUAGCCGCAGCAAUGAAUUGGAUAGUUCCGAGUUACCCUCAGCAUCUGAGAUAUUGGAAACAUGGAGAGAAAAGAGGAGGAAGGACGACGUCUUUCUCCUUGAACUAUGAUUGCAAAUAUUCAUCUCUUUAAGUUGAUAUCACAACGAGCUCAUUCUGCGCAGAUACUGGAAUCUGAUUUCAGCUUGGAUUGAUGGGAUCUGUCAAUUUGCUGCCUUUGAGAUGGCAUAGGGGAAAUACCCCCCACUUUUAUUUUUGGACACUCUUUUGUGGACUUCCAUAGCCAUCAAUCUGUAUAUUUCACCUUGUAAUUAUAAACAGAAUGUGGUAGAUGAUGAUCAUUCUCUUAUAAAUGUGCACUGUUCAUGGAUAUGGUUUGAA